Rhinolophus ferrumequinum (greater horseshoe bat) is the source of this 8765-nucleotide messenger RNA. It is a transcript of the gene SPTA1, whose product is annotated as spectrin alpha, erythrocytic 1. Gene Ontology annotation, molecular function: actin filament binding; calcium ion binding. Gene Ontology annotation, biological process: actin cytoskeleton organization. The coding region runs from base 170 to 7396 and encodes 2408 amino acids. Lineage: Eukaryota; Metazoa; Chordata; Mammalia; Chiroptera; Rhinolophidae. The transcript is spliced from 52 exons. Gene Ontology annotation, cellular component: plasma membrane; cell projection; cortical actin cytoskeleton. The record is from RefSeq and is a predicted model, not a curated record.
CAAGUAUGUAACAUUUCUCUAGUCACUAUCUGAAACAGACUACACAAUUCUAUGUGAAUUGUAUUUCUUUCUCUGCUCCCUCUUUGCCUCUCUCUCUUUUGGAUACAUUUUUUUCUUGCCAGGUUCUAGACCUUUAGGAAAAGUGGAACACUUUGCAAAGGAAACUGCUAUGGAGAGCAGUGGGCCAAAAGUGCUGGAAACAGCAGAAGAGAUUCAGCAGAGGCGUCAGGAGGUGUUGACUCGGUAUCAGAGGUUCAAGGAGCUGGUUGCUGAGAGGGGCCAGAAGCUUGAAGAGUCCUAUCACUACCAGGUUUUCAGACGGGAUGCAGAUGACCUGGAGAAAUGGAUCUUGGAGAAACUCAAAAUUGCAGGGGAUAAGAGCUAUGCAGACCCAACUAACAUACAGGGGAAAUACCAGAAACAUGAAUCCUUCCAAGCAGAGGUGCAAGCAAAAUCAAGGGUUAUUCCUGAGCUGGAAGAAAUCAGGCAAGUCCGAUUUGCUGAGGGGCAUUUUGCCCAUGAGGACACCAAGGUCCAUCUGGAGGAACUACGCCACCUGUGGGACCUGCUGUUAGAGCUGACUCAAGAAAAGGGGACCCUGCUGCUACAGGCCCUGAAGUUCCAGCAGUACUUACAGGAGUGUGCCGACAUCUUGGAGUGGAUUGGAGACAAGGAAGCCAUAGUGACAUCAGUAGAACUGGGUGAGGACUGGGAACGCACAGAGGUUUUGCAUAAGAAAUUUGAAGAGUUCCAAGUAGACCUGGCAGCUCGAAAGGGGAGAGUGGAUGGAGUGAACCAAUAUGCUAAUGAGUGUACUGAGGAGAACCACCCUGAGCUGCCUUUGAUUAAGUUAAAGCAGGAUGAGGUGAAUGCCGCCUGGGAGCAUCUCCAUGGUCUGGCUCUCCAGCGAUGGAAAACAUUGUCCAAUGCUGCAGACCUCCAGAGAUUCAAAAGGGAUCUGACAGAAGCCAUCCAGUGGAUCAAGGAGAAGGAGCCUCAACUAACCUCUGAGGACUAUGGCAAAGACCUUGUUAGUUCUGAGGCACAGUUUCACAGACACAAGGGACUUGAGAGGAACCUUGCAGUCAUGGAUGACAAGGUGAAGGAGUUAUGUGCCAAAGCAGACAAGUUGAAGAUUUCCCAUCCUUCAGAUGCACCUCAGAUCCAGCAGAUGAAAGAGGAUCUUGCCAUCAACUGGGAGCACAUCCGUCUGCUGGCUACCAACAGACAUGCAAAGCUGCAGGCUUGUUAUUGGUUCCAGCGGUUUUUAUCUGACUAUGAUGAGCUCUCAGGCUGGAUAAAGGAGAAGACUGCUCUGAUUAAUGCUGAUGAACUACCCACAGAUGUGGCUGGUGGGGAAGCCCUACUGGACAGGCAUCAGCAACAUAAGCAUGAAAUUGACUCGUAUGAUGAUCGAUUUCAAUCUGCUGAUGAGACUGGUCAAGCCUUGCUGGAUGCCAAUCAUGAAGCCUCUCAUGAAGUUCAGCAAAAGAUGGCAAUACUUGACAACAACUGGGAUGCCCUGCUGGAACUGUGGGCCAAGCGUCAGCAUCAGUAUGAGCAGUGCUUGAACUUGCACCUCUUCUACCGUGACAGUGAGCAAGUGGACAGUUGGAUGAGUAGACAAGAGGACUUCCUGGAAAACAAAGACCUGGGAAACUCCCUGGGGGGUGUAGAAGCACUUCUUCAGAAGCAUGAUGACUUUGAAGAAGCCUUCACUGCCCAGGAGGAGAAGAUCACAACGUUAGACAAGACUGCAACCAAACUGAUUGACAAUGAUCAUUAUGAUUCAAAGAAUAUUGCGGCUAUCCGGGAUGGACUAUUGGCCCGGCGGGAUGCCCUACGUGAAAGGGCUGCCACUCGACGCAGAUUGCUGGAGGAUUCAUUACUUCUGCAGAAACUGUAUCAGGACUCAGAUGACCUGAAGAACUGGAUCAACAAGAAGAAAAAGUUGGCAGAUGAUGAAGAUUACAAGGAUACACAGAACUUGAAGAGCCGGGUUCAAAAGCAGCAAGUCUUUGAAGAAGAAUUGGCAGCUAAUGAGAUCCUACUCAAUAACCUAGAGAAAACUGGCCAGGAGAUGAUUGAGUGUGGUCACUAUGCCUCUGACAGGGUAGCUGCUCGUGUGAGUGAAGUGACCAGCCUCUGGAAGGAAUUGCUGGAGGCUACAGCGCAGAGAGGGACCCAGUUGUAUGAAGCUAACCAGCAGCUACAAUUUGAAAAUAAUGCCGAAGACCUGAAGCGCUGGCUAGAGGAGGUGGAGUGGCAGGCUACCUCUGAGGAUUAUGGGAAAGGCCUGGCGGAUGUACAGAAUCUACUCAGGAAACAUAUCCUCUUGGAGUCUGGUGUGGCUGCUCAUCAGGAUCAGGUAGACACCCUCACAGACUUGGUGACAUAUUUUGAAGAAACAGGCCAUCCUGAUGCUGGGGACAUACGUGCAAGGCAAGAGAAACUGGUGUCCAGGUUUGAAGCCCUGAAAGAGCCACUGGCUACCCGGAAGAAGAAGCUCAUUGACCUUCUCGACCUGCAGCAGAUUUGCAGAGACACAGAGGAUGAGGAAGCCUGGAUCCAAGAGACUGAACCUUCAGCAGCUUCCACCUAUCUUGGCAAGGACCUGAUUGCUUCCAAGAAUCUUCUGAACAGACACCAAGUCAUCCAGGCUGACAUUGCCAGCCAUGAGAUACACAUCCAACUGAUAACGAAGAGGGGCAACAAAAUGGUAGAGGAAGGACACUUUGCUGCAGAAGAUGUGGCCUCUAGGGUGAAGAGUUUGAAUGAGAAUAUGGAGUCUCUCCAGGCUCGAGCUGCUAGACGGCAAAAUGAUCUUGAGGCCAAUGUCCGGUUCCAGCAGUACCUGGCUGACCUGCAUGAAGCAGAAGCAUGGAUUAGAGAGAAAGAACCUAUUGUAGACAAUACUAACUAUGGGGCUGAUGAAGAAGCAGCUGGGGUUCUUCUAAAGAAGCAUGAGGCCUUCCUAGUGGAUCUUAAUGCAUUUGGAAACAGUAUGCAAGCUCUACGGGAUAAGGCAGAAGCAUGCCAGCAACAACAGGCUGCACCAGUGGAGGGAGCCACUCGAGAAGAGAGAGUUGUGGCUUUAUAUGACUUCCAAGCCCGUAGCCCCCGAGAAGUCACAAUGAAAAAAGAUGAUAUCUUAACUCUGCUCAGUUCCAUCAACAAGGACUGGUGGAAGGUAGAAGCUGAUGAUCACCAGGGUUUUGUGCCUGCUGUCUACGUCAGGAAACUGGCCCAUGAUGAGUUUCCUAUGCUCCCACAGCGGCAGCGAGAAGAACCAGGCAACAUCACACAGCACCAGGAACAGAUUGAGAAUCAGUACCACUCUCUUCUUGAUCGGGCAGAAAAACGCAGACGUCGUCUAUUGCAAUGUUACAAUGAGUUUUUAUUGGCCUAUGAGGCAGGAGACAUGCUGGACUGGAUCCGAGAGAAAAGGGCAGAAAACACUGGGGUAGAAUCAGAUGAUGUUUGGGAACUGCAGAAAAAGUUUGAUGAGUUCCAAACGGAUUUGAAGACCAAUGAGCCUCGACUGAGGGAGAUAAACAAGGUGGCUGAUGAUCUUCUAUUUGAAGGGCUUCUAACACCGGAAGGAGAUCAGAUACAGCAGGAGUUGAACAACCGCUGGGGCUCCUUGCAGAGGCUUGCAGAGGAACAGCGCCAGCUGCUGGGGAGUGCCCAUGCUGUCCAAAUGUUUCACAGAGAAGCAGAUGACAUGAAGGAGCAGAUUGAGAAUAAGUAUCAGGCCCUGAGUGUUGCUGAUCCUGGCUCAGAUCUGUUCAGUGUUCAGGCCCUUCAGCGACAGCAUGAGGGCUUUGAAAGAGACCUCAUACCCCUGGGGAAAAAGGUGACCAUACUGGGGGAGACAGCAGAAAGGCUCAGUGAGUCCCACCCUGAUGCCACUGGUGAACUGCAGAGGCAGCAGAGGGAGCUGAACAAGGCCUGGGAUGACCUGCUGGGGCAUACGGAGGAUCGUAAGAAGAACCUAAAUGAGACCCAGAAAUUCUUCCUGUUCCUCAGCAAGGCCAGGGACCUACAAAAUUGGAUCAGUGGCAUUGGUGGCAUAGUAUCAUCACAGGAGCUGGCUGCGGACUUAACUGGUACUGAGAUCUUGAUGGAACGACACCAGGAACAUCAUGCUGACAUGCAGGCUGAGGCUCCUACCUUCCAGGCCUUAGAAGACUUUGGUGCAGAACUUAUAGGCAAUGGGCACUGUGCCAGCCCUGAAAUUGAAGAAAAGCUCCAAGCUGUCAGAAUAGAGAGAGAUGAUUUGGAGAAAGCUUGGGAACAACGCAAAAAGAUGCUAGAUCAGUGUCUGGAGUUGCAGUUGUUUCAAGGCAACUGUGAUCAGGCUGAGAGCUGGAUGGUGGCACGUGAGAAUUUCCUAAGGUCAGAUGAUAAGCGUUCCUUAGACAGUCUGGAGGCCUUGAUGAAGAAACAUGAUGAUUUGAACAAAGCAAUCACUGCCCAGGAAAAGAAGAUCACUGAGCUAGAACAUUUUGCUGAACGGCUCAUAGCUGAUGACCACUACUCCAAGGAAGAGAUUGCUGCUCGGCUCCAAUGGGUGCUAGACAGAUGGAAGGCUCUCAAAGCACAGCUGAUUGCUGAGCGGACAAAACUGGGAGACUAUGCUGACCUAAAACAAUUCUACCGUGACCUUGAGGACCUAGAAGAAUGGAUCAGUGAGAUGCUGCCCACAGCCUGUGAUGAGUCCUACAAAGACCCCUCCAACAUUCAGAGGAAAUACCUGAAGCACCAGACCUUUGAAAAUGAGGUCUAUGGCCGAGCUGAUCAGGUGGAAAGAGUCAUCAGCUUGGGAAACUCUCUGAUUGAGCGGAGGGCAUGUGAUGGCAAUGAAGAGAUCAUGAAGGGUCAACUGGAAGACCUGGAGAAACAUUGGGACUACCUGCUUGAGAGAACAAUUGACAAAGGGCAGAAGCUCAAUGAGGCUAGUCGCCAACAGAGGUUCAAUACAGGCAUCCGGGAUUUUGAGUUCUGGCUCUCAGAGGCAGAGACACUACUGGCCAUGAAAGAUCAGGCCAGGGACCUGGCUUCUGCAGGAAACCUGCUUAAAAAGCAUCAGCUAUUGGAAACAGAGAUGUUGGCCCGAGAAGAUGCACUCAGGGACCUGAAUGAGUUGGCUACUGAUCUGCUCUCCAGCGGGACUUUCAAUGCUGAUCAGAUUGUGGAGAAAAGGGAUAAUGUCAACAAGCGCUUCCUGGAUGUCCAGAACUUAGCAGCAGCACACCAUGAGAAACUGAAAGAGGCUUAUGCCUUGUUCCAGUUCUUCCAGGAACUAGAUGAUGAGGAAUCAUGGAUAGAGGAGAAGUUGGUACGAGUGAGCUCCCAGGACUACGGGAGGGAUCUGCAAGGGGUUCAAAACUUACUAAAGAAACACAAACGCCUAGAGGGGGAGCUGAUGGCACAUGAACCUGCCAUCCAGAAUGUGCUAGAUAUGGCAGAGAGGCUGGAAGACAAGGCUGCUGUGGGGCGAGAGGAAAUCCGGGAACGGCUGGCUCAGUUUGUUCAACACUGGGAGAAGCUCAAAGAGUUGACCAAGGCUCGAGGGCUUCGCUUGGAAGAGUCCCUAGAAUAUUUGCAAUUCAUGGAGAACGCUGAGGAGGAGGAAACUUGGAUCAGUGAAAAGGAAGCAAUGGUUGUCCUCAGGGAUUCAGGAGACACAUUGGCUGCUACUCAGAGCUUGCUAAAGAAGUAUGAAGCUUUGGAUAAUGACUUUGCUGUACAUGAGGCCCGAGUGCAAAAUGUGUGUGCUCAAGGAAGAGACAUCCUGAGUAAGGAGGAAAGUCAGCACAAGGAGAAGAUUUCUGCAAAGAUAGAGGCUCUGAAUGAAAAGACCCCAUCUCUGGCUAAGGCAAUAGCUGCUUGGAAGUUGCAGUUGGAAGGCGAUUAUGCCUUUCAGCAGUACAACUGGAAGGCUGAUGUGGUAGAGGCCUGGAUAGCUGAGAAGGAAACAAGCCUGAAGACCACUGGCAAUGGUGCAGACCUCGCUGCCUUCCUCACUCUCCUAGCAAAGCAGGACACACUGGAUGUCAGUCUGCAGAGCUUCCAGCAUGAGAGACUGUCUAAGAUAACUGACUUAAAGGACCACCUGGUUGCUGCUCAGCACAGCCAGACCAAAGCCAUUGAGGAGCGCCAUGCUGCCUUGCUGAGGCUCUGGGAAAAGCUGCUGGAAGCCUCUGCAACCCACAAAGACAAAUUGCUGGAGAAACAGCUGCCCCUACAAAAGGCUGAGGAGCUAUUCAUGGAAUUUGCAUACAAGGCUUCAGCUUUCAACCACUGGUGUGAAAAUGCCGAGGAGGACCUGUCAGAGCCUGUGCACUGUGUCUCCCUGAAUGAGAUUCGCCAGCUGCAGAAGGACCAUGAGGCCUUCUUGGCCUCCUUGGUCAGGGCCCAAGAAAACUUCAACUAUUUGCUAAAGCUAGACCAGCAGAUUAAGGCCUUAAAUGUGCCCUCCAGCCCUUAUACCUGGCUAACAAUGGAGGUCCUAGAAAGGAUCUGGACACACCUACCUGACAUCAUCAAGGAACGGGAGCAGGAACUGCAAAAGGAAGAGUCAAGGCAGGUCAAGAACUUUGAGAUGUGCCAGGAGUUUGAACAGAAUGCCAGUGCCUUCCUUCAGUGGAUCGUGGAGACCAGGGCUUAUUUUCUGGAUGGAUCUUUGCUGAAAGAAACAGGAACUCUGGAAUCCCAGUUGGAAGCAAAUAAAAGGAAGCAAAAAGAGAUCCAGGUGAUGAAGCGUCAGCUGACCAAGAUUGAGGAUCUGGGGGACAACUUAGAAGAGGCUUUGAUCCUGGACAUCAAGUACAGCACCAUUGGACUGGCCCAGCAGUGGGACCAACUCUACCAGCUUGGGAUACGAAUGCAACACAAUCUGGAACAACAGAUACAAGCCAAAGAUACCAUAGGUGUGAGUGAGGAGACACUAAAGGAGUUUAGCACAACCUAUAAACAAUUUGAUGAGAAUUUGACAGGGUCCUUGAGUCACAAAGAUUUCCGGUCCUGCCUGAGAGGACUCAAUUACUACUUGCCCAUGGUGGAGGAAGGUGAACCUGAGCCCAAGUUUGAGAAAUUCCUGGAUGCUGUCGACCCAGGGAGGAAGGGUUAUGUCUCACUGGAGGACUAUACUUCAUUCCUAAUUGACAAGGAGUCAGAGAACAUCAAGUCCAGCGAUGAAAUAGAGAAUGCUUUCCAAGCCCUGGCAGAGGGCAAGGCCUAUAUUACCAAAGAGGACAUGAAGCAGGCCCUAACCCCAGAGCAAGUAUCAUUCUGUGCAUCACAUAUGCAACAAUAUGUGGACCCACGGGGCCGAAGCCACCCUGCAGGCUAUGACUAUGUUGGCUUCACCAAUUCCUACUUUGGCAACUGAUAAGCAGCUUUUCCUGGAUCAUAUAAAAUAUUGGUGUGAUGGGAAGUAUCGGGGGAUGAAGGAGACAGGCAAGUACAGAGGGUGGAAAGAUAGUACUCUGUGUGUGUGUGUGUGUGUGUGUGUGUGUGUGUGUGUGUUUAUUACAUUUAUUGCAGGACCUGAAAAAAAUCUCAACCUUGGGAGAUAUAAGGCAUUAAUACAGUUGGAGGAGAGGGACCAUGGGCUUAUUUUGUACGAAACUAAUUUCAUCUGAGGGGUGUUAAGUUCUCUAUUUUUUAUUUAUUGGGUUCUAUAUGUCUUUAUUAUUGUUUUGUUCUGAUUAUAACAUAAAGUUUUCAUUUUAGAAUUGUACACUUGAAACCUAUGUAAUUUUACUAACCGUUGUCACCCCAAUAAGUUAAAUUAAAAAAACUUUUAAGUAUUUUUAAUAGGGCAAUGUGAAGUAAAACGUUACUGACUCAGUUGGGCGUCUGUAUUUCUGAGCACUGUACUAUCAUCUAAAUUGUGCAGCUAAUUGCAUUGUAAAUAAGGGCCAUUGAAGAGUAGAUAAGUAAAAUCCAAGAUGAUUUACAAACAAGUUCUCUUGAGCUUUGUAAUGUGUUUAAAUUCUUACAUUUGAAAAUCAAGCUAUUUGAUAGCCUGAGGAAUCCCAAUAUUUUAAUCUGUAAAAUGGAGCCAUACAGAGAAGACAAACAUAGCACCUAUUCUCUUCUUAAUCUGUUCUUUUUUCAUACUUCUCUAUUAGAAUGGAUGUCAUUAGCCUCAGAAUGGCAAAAUUCCUGCAAAGGAGGGCUUCCUUUUGUCCUCCAUGUCCCGAAAUUUCCUCUUAAAUUUUAAUGUGAUAAAAAGAAUAUUUGUUUUGAUUUACUUCCGUCUUCUAUUAGUAUAAGAGUCAGUAGAAUUGCUUAUAAAAUUAAGAAUUAAGGGGGGUGGUGGAAAGAAGAGGUGGUGCUAUCUCUAAAGAAUUUUUAGCCAGUUUUGGUCUGAACAGGUUCAUAUGCUGACAUUCUGUCCUGACUUGUAAAAGUUGAUAAUGUCAUUUGCUGGUGAGAAUUCUUAGGUCAUUUCUUUGAUUUGUGUGAAACUUCUAGUUUCUCCACCUCCCCAUCCAUAUAUAUUACCACUUGAUUAUUAUCUUAAGUCUCAAUCUCAUUCACUAUAUAGAAAUUAGUUCUUCCUUAGUCAGGGAUAAAUUCUGUCACAAAAGCCAUUUGAAAGAAUUUUGGUUAAAACUAAAAACCUAUCUGUGUUGCUAAUAAUGUAUAAAUGUUUUUACUGAUUUUUGCUUAAACAAUGGGAUAAUGUGGAAUAUGACAAUCAAUAAGUAGUAUGAAGAACAUGCGGUAUAUAUAUAUAUAUAUAUAUAUAU